AUGGGCUCUUCCGAGGACGAAAAACACUCUGGCGCCGCGCUGGAGGCGCACAUUUCCGGUGUCGACGACCUCAACCCCAAGGACGAUACCGUGCGAGUCGACAUCCAGAGGGAGCAUGAGCUGACCGUCAAGGAGGUUUUUGUCAACCACCCCGCCCUGGUCUUUUGGGCCUUUUACUGGGCCAUGUCCGGAGUUGGCUGGGGUUUCGAUGCUCAGGUCAACGGAGGCAUGCUCUCCGUCAUGCCCUUCCGCCGCGACUUUGGCUACUGGUACAAUGACAAGGACGGCUAUGUGAUCCCCGCCGACUGGCUGAGCGCCUUCAACACCAUCAGCGGCGUUGGCCAGUUCUUUGGCGGCUUCGCCUGCUCAUGGGUCGCCGAUCGCUGGGGUCGCAAGACCGCGCUGCUGGCCGGCAUCGCCGUCGUCACCGGAGGCAUCUUUGGCGAGAUGUUCUCUACCAUCAGGCCCGCCUUCCUCAUUUCCAAGCUCAUCCUCGGCUUCGGCCUGGGCUUCUACCUGACGCUGUCGCCGCUUGCCGCCUCCGAGUGCGCCCCCGUUGCCUUCCGUGGCAUCGCCACUGCUGGCGUGCAGUUCGGCAUCGGCUCCGGCCAGCUGCUGUCCAACGCCGCCAUCAAGGGCUUUGGCGAGCGCACCGACAAGUGGGCCUACCGUGCUCCGUUUGCCAUCCAGCUCUUCUUCUGCCUCUUCCUCUUCGUCUUGCUCCCCUUCGCCCCCGAGACGCCGUGGUAUCUUGCCCGCGCCGGCAAGCGUGAUCAGGCCCUCAAGUCUCUGCAGACCCUCUACGGGUCCGACGUCGACGUCAACGCAAAGCUCGCCACCCUCGAGGCCACCAUUGCCGAGGAGGAAGCCUCCAACUCGGAGCAGGGCUCCUUCAUCCAGUGCUUCAAGGGCACCAACCUCGUCCGAACCUGCAUCAGCAUGGGCGUCUUUGUGUGCCAGCACUUCACCGGCAUCAUCUUCGUCAUGGGCUUUUCCACCUACUUCUUCCAGCUGGCCGGCCUCCCCCAGUCAAAGGCCUUCAACCUCGGCAUUGGCGUCAGCGCUUGCGGGCUGGGCGGCAACAUCGUCAGCUGGAUCGUCAUGAACCGCCUCGGCCGCCGCAGCCUCUUCGUCGGCUGCAUGUGCAUCCUGACCCUCAUCCUCUUCCUCAUCGGCAUCAUGGACGUCGUGCCCACCGGCGCCGCCAAGUGGGUGCAGGCCUCCCUCACCGUCGUCUACGCCUUCUUCUACUACAUCGGCCUCGGCGCCAUGGCCUUUGCCAUCCUGGGAGAGGCCAGCAGCACCUCCCUCCGAGCCCCCACCAUUGCCCUCGCCACGGCCACCCAGGCCAUCAUGGGCAUCAUCUUCAACUUUGCCAUCCCCUACAUGGUCAACCCCGACGAGGCCAACCUCGAGGGCAAAGUCGGCUUCAUCUUUGGCGGCCUGGCCCUCAUCGCCACCGCCUGGAGCUGGUUCUACGUUCCCGAGCUCAAGGGCCGCACCUUUGACGAGAUUGACCGCAUGUUCCAGGCAAAGGUCCCGCCCAGGAAGAUGGGCAGCUACAAGCUGUCUUCUUACUGA
Messenger RNA from Trichoderma aggressivum f. europaeum, 1581 nucleotides. RefSeq lists its product as uncharacterized. The coding region runs from base 1 to 1581 and encodes 526 amino acids. The record is from RefSeq and is a predicted model, not a curated record. Lineage: Eukaryota; Fungi; Ascomycota; Sordariomycetes; Hypocreales; Hypocreaceae. Gene Ontology annotation, biological process: transmembrane transport; carbohydrate transport. Gene Ontology annotation, cellular component: membrane. The transcript is spliced from 2 exons. Gene Ontology annotation, molecular function: carbohydrate:proton symporter activity.